Molecule: messenger RNA, 324 nt
Organism: Acomys russatus (golden spiny mouse)
Lineage: Eukaryota; Metazoa; Chordata; Mammalia; Rodentia; Muridae
Gene: Cxcl13
Product: C-X-C motif chemokine ligand 13
Exons: 4
Coding region: 1-324 (107 amino acids)
Biological process (GO): inflammatory response; chemokine-mediated signaling pathway; neutrophil chemotaxis
Cellular component (GO): extracellular region
Molecular function (GO): chemokine activity; CXCR chemokine receptor binding
Source: RefSeq, a predicted model, not a curated record
AUGAGGUUCAGCACCGCAGCCCUGCUUCUGCUACUGGCCAGCUGCCUCUCUCCAGGCCACAGUAUCCUGGAGGCCCAUUACACCAGCUUAAAGUGUAGGUGUUCCAGAGUGACCUCAAGCUUUGUCAGCCCAAGCCUCAUAGAGCGGAUUCAAGUUACACCCCCUGGGAACGGCUGCCCAAAGAGUGAAGUCGUGAUCUGGACCAAGAGUAAGAAAGUCCUAUGCAUGAAUCCUCAUGCCAUGUGGCUACAAAGAGUCCUACAAUUCCUACGGAGCAUGUCUUCAACUCCCCCAGCUCCAGUGAGUAAGAGAAGAGCUGCCUGA